AUGACCUGGAAUAAUGACAACUCCAUGACUGAAAAUGGUGACUUUAGGAUAGGGCAAGAAUUUAACUCGUUAGACCACCAUAAGAAGAAUGUUAAAUCAUGGGCGAUAUCGAACAAUAGAAACUUCUGUGUAAUUGAGUGGGAGCCUUCAAAGUAUGUUAUCCAAUGUACUAAUGCGGAGGAGAAAGGUUGUGAAUGGAGGGUGCGAGCUAUCACGACCGCCACUGGUUCAUUUAUGAUUGUGCAAUAUAAGGGUCAUAAUCAAGAUUGCUCAGCACAUUACAGUGAUGACCAUCCUCUCUUUACUUCUGAUUUUGUUGCUGAUCUUAUCGUGGGUAUGAUAAGAGUUGCUCUAGCCUUCAAGGCUAUAACCAAAGUCUUUGGGGAUUGGGAUAAGUCUUUUGAGGAGCUUCUAAGGUACCUGCAAGCGUUAAUGCAAUCUAAUGGAGGAACAGUGGUGCAUUGGGAAGUCCAACCAGCAAUGCAUCCUACCAGAGUUAUUUUUCAUAGAAUUUUCUGGGCUUUCGGACCAUCAAUUAAGGGUUUUCCCUACUGUUGUUCCCUUAUUUCUAUAGAUAGGAUACAUUUGUACGGAAAGUACAAAGGCACACUUAUGAUUGCUAUGGAGAUAGAUGCAAAUUCUCAGUUGUUCCCUCUUGCAUUUGCCAUUGUUGAGGGAGAAAGCAACAACACAUGGAGUUGGUUUUUUGGAUUGUAUAAGGCAGUAUGUCACUAA
Molecule: messenger RNA, 735 nt
Organism: Amaranthus tricolor (Joseph's coat)
Lineage: Eukaryota; Viridiplantae; Streptophyta; Magnoliopsida; Caryophyllales; Amaranthaceae
Exons: 2
Coding region: 1-735 (244 amino acids)
Source: RefSeq, a predicted model, not a curated record